AUGUUGGUGUUUACGUUCUCUCCGCCCACGUGAUGGUGAGACGCUGUCGCACAGAAGUGAUCUCACUGUGUGGUUGCGCUGGGGACGUGGAGCUGGUAGAGCAGGAGCUGGUGUAAACGCAGUCAGAUUUCUGUGUUCCCUGAGGCUUUACCCAGCGCAGCUCCAGCACACGAUGAGUCAGCGUUCUGAACGCAGAGGGAUCCAUGUGGACCAAUCGGAGCUGCUGUGUAAGAAAGGCUGCGGUUACUAUGGCAACGCAGCAUGGCAGGGCUUGUGCUCCAAGUGCUGGCGGGAGGAGUACCAGCGAGCGCGCCAGAGACAGAUCCAGGAGGACUGGGCCCUGGCAGAGAAGCUGCAGAGGGAGGAGGAUGCUGCCGCCUACGCCAGCAGCCACGGCUCCCAGGCCACGCCUCGGUCCCAGACCUCCCAGACUCCACCCUCUCUCGCACCAUUCUCCAAGUUUGAAGAGAAGAAGACCAACGAGAAGACUCGCAAGGUUACCACGGUGAAGAAGUUCUUCAGUCCUUCCUCUCGUGCAGCGCCCAAGAAAGUGUUCUCUGAGGGAGAGAGAAUUCAGGAGAAGUCGCAGGGCAGGAGGGAGAGCCACGGGGAGGCGCUCCUGCGGGACCUGAGGGGCAUUUUUACGCAGCCCUGGGAGAUCGGCUCCCCCGCAGAAGACAGUCACGAGGCGAAGUCGCACAGUCCAUCAUUUCCGCGGCAGCUCAGCGUGGACUCGGAACGUGUGUCGAGGGAAUUUGUGGAGUUCCUAAAGAACCUGCAGAAGCCAGGACGUGAAAUCCAUAAACAGAGUCGUUUGUUCAUAGAGAGCAUGGCCAUGAAGAAGGACCUCGGUGCGGAUGAGCUCUCUGAGUGUGUGCAGGAUUUCUACCAGAACAUGUCUGACCGCCUCAUGUCCCAUUUUAAAGGCUCUUCCGAGAAGGUGGAGCGGGUGAUGGAUCAGGUGGAGAAGUACAUUAUGACUCGCCUCUAUAAGAGUGUCUUCUGUCCUGAGACAACAGACGAUGAGAAGAAAGACCUGGCUACGCAGCACAGGAUCCGGGCGUUACACUGGGUAACCAUUCAGAUGCUGUGUGUUCCCAUGGAUGAAGAGAACCCAGAAGUGGCUGACAGUGUCGUGAAGGCCAUCACAGACGUCAUCGAGAUGGACUCCAGACGUGUGCCCAGGGACAAGCUGGCCUGCAUCACCAGCUGCAGUAAGCACAUCUUCAACGCCAUCAGGGUGACGAAGGGGGAGCCGGCGUCUGCCGACGACUUCCUCCCCGCCCUCAUCUAUAUCGUGCUGAAGGCCAACCCCCCGCGGCUCCACUCCAACAUCCAGUACAUCACGCGCUUCUGCACCCCGAGUCGCCUGAUGGCCGGGGAGGACGGCUACUACUUCACCAACCUGUGCUGCGCAGUGGCGUUCAUUGAGAAGCUGGACGCCCAGUCUCUGAACCUGAGUCCCGAGGACUUUGAGCGCCACAUGUGUGGCCAGGUGUCCCCACGUGGGCCGGGGGAGGCGGCGCCCUGGCCCCACGCCGGCCCCGCCCUCUCCCAGCUCCGCCGCAACCUGGAGCUGCUCUCGUCCCUGGAGACGCGGCAGCAGCAGGUGAUGGACGGGGCGCACAGCCUGCAAGCCGAGCUCAGCUCCUGGCAGGAGAGCGUGGGUCGCGAGGUGCAGGAGAUCCUGGAGAAAUACCCGCUGGAGAUCAAACCACACGCUUCCGCCAUCGACGCCGACAACGCGGACAGCGACCUGCUGCCUCCGCCCCUCCAGCCCCAGGUCUUUGCGGGGUAGUGCUCUGGGUGGAGCGAUGCCUUUGCUGGGGUCUCUAGGAUGGGUGGUGCUGCGUGCAUCUGUCUCCUGUACUCAGCAAGGUUCCAAAGUCACUGUCUUAACAAGCAGGGUACACCGUGGACGUGGCAUCUCUGGUCUGGCAUUUGCCAGGGGACCUUUUCGCUUACUGUGUUUCUCUCAAGCUUCUGCUUUUCUGUUUUUACAUACCAUAAACUCACAUUUCCCUGCCGUUACGUCUGCUGCCCCUUAAACUCGAGUUUGACGUUUCUGAUUAACUGUUCUGUGUUCUUUCCCUGGACCUGGAGGUUCCCUCUAGCAUCUACAGGUUAAAGGACUCAGACAUGGGUACAACAAACUGUUGACUUGCAUAACAGUAAAUGUGCUUUGCUGGUUCUGUUUACACACGGAUCUCAUACUGAAGAAGUGUAGAAAUCUGACUCCUCUCAGCUCUGCUUAGACUACUUUUUAAGGGGUUUAUGAACCCUUUAUGAAUGCUUGAAAUGAUAUGGGGAAAUAUUGAUUCAACAAUAUUAUAUUGUACAAAUUUGGUACCAUUUUUUGAAAAUAAUAAAUCUUAAAUUAUAUUUUACUGUUAACAUUAAUGUACUGUACAGUGGUAUAGAGUCAAAGUCAAAACAUAAGCCAACACUAGUUAUUAAUAUUGAACUGUUUAUUCAGUUUGGCCUGUGCUGUUACAUUUAACUACACAAUGCAGAUAACUAUGAAAUAUAAACACUCCCCUUUUAUAUGAAGUGAGAGAUUAAUCUUGUCAUUUAAAAAAUGAUGCACCUUUGUAUGUACUAGCUGUGAUUGUUUUGGUUCUUUUUUUAAAUGUAUGGUUGUACCAAGUCUUUUAGUGGUUCAGUUCUAAUACCUGUGUCAGGAAUAGCUAAAAAUCUCACCUCUGUUGUUAAUGCAGGAGGUGAGAGGUGAACUAAUGAAGUUAGUGGGUUUUUGUUGGUUUUUUUGCUACCAACAUUUAAUGGGAGUGCUCUGAGAAUGUGCACAGUGUUCAUUUUAUAUGUGACCUCUUGGCCAUUUCUAAAACCUUCUGUAGCACCAACUACCACAGACAUUUCUAUCUGAGGCUUUAUCUUGGGGGAUAAUUGGAUCAGAUUUGUGGUGUUUUGCUUUGUUUAAUCUUGUGGUGUUUUACUGGUAAUUGUAAAUUUUUGGUUUUCCCACGCCUCACAGCAACAUAUGGUACACAAACACUAUAACCGUGUGGAGUAAUUUUGGCUGUCAUGUUGCAAAAUAAAUCAUUUGUUAACAGGUGUAACACAUUUUAAAAUAAAUUACACAUGACUGGAGUUGCAUUA
Electrophorus electricus (electric eel) is the source of this 3117-nucleotide messenger RNA. It is a transcript of the gene rabgef1, whose product is annotated as RAB guanine nucleotide exchange factor (GEF) 1. Gene Ontology annotation, biological process: vesicle-mediated transport. The record is from RefSeq and is a predicted model, not a curated record. Lineage: Eukaryota; Metazoa; Chordata; Actinopteri; Gymnotiformes; Gymnotidae. Gene Ontology annotation, cellular component: endocytic vesicle; cytosol. Gene Ontology annotation, molecular function: zinc ion binding; guanyl-nucleotide exchange factor activity; DNA binding.